Pipistrellus nathusii (Nathusius's pipistrelle) is the source of this 597-nucleotide messenger RNA. The record is from the annotation of a GenBank genome assembly. Lineage: Eukaryota; Metazoa; Chordata; Mammalia; Chiroptera; Vespertilionidae.
AUGCACUCCGAGGCCGAGGAAUCCCGGGAAGUGGCCACAGAUGUCUUUAAUUCCAAAAACCUGGCCGUUCAGGCACAAAAGAAGAUCUUGGGUAAAAUGGUAUCCAAGUCCAUCGCUACCACCUUAAUCGAUGACACGAGCAGUGAAGUGCUGGAUGAGCUGUACCGGGUGACCAGGGAGUACACCCAGAACAAGAAGGAGGCCGAGAAGAUCAUCAAAAACCUCAUCAAAACCGUCCUCAAGCUGGCCAUUCUGUACAGGAAUAACCAGUUCAACCAGGAUGAGCUCGCGCUGAUGGAGAAGUUCAAGAAGAAAGUCCAUCAGCUUGCCAUGACCGUGGUCAGUUUCCAUCAGGUGGACUACACCUUUGACCGGAACGUGCUGUCCAGGCUGCUGAACGAAUGCAGGGAGUUGCUGCACCAGAUCAUUCAGCGCCACCUCACCGCCAAGUCACACGGACGGAUUAAUAAUGUCUUUGAUCACUUCUCAGAUUGUGAUUUCCUGGCUGCCUUGUAUAAUCCCUUUGGGAAUUUCAAACCCCACUUAAAAAAACUUUGUGAUGGCAUCAACAAAAUGUUGGAUGAAGAGAACAUAUGA